This is a messenger RNA of Saprolegnia diclina VS20, 669 nucleotides long. RefSeq lists its product as hypothetical. The record is from RefSeq and is a predicted model, not a curated record. Gene Ontology annotation, molecular function: protein binding. NCBI's taxonomy places the organism in Eukaryota, Oomycota, Saprolegniomycetes, Saprolegniales, Saprolegniaceae. The coding region runs from base 1 to 669 and encodes 222 amino acids. The transcript is spliced from 6 exons.
AUGGCGGACCGCUUUGAGAUCCUCGAGGAGACGUCGCAUGCGCCGGAGCGCAAGGCCGAGGCCGAGGCCGAGAGCAACCCCGCCCUGGAAAAGGCCAUGGACGAGAUGAGCCUCGAGACAAAGGACGUCAAGCUCGCCUCGGACGCCAAGGAAGAGGGCAACAGCUUCUUCAAGGAAGGGCGGUACCUCGACGCGAUCGACUGCUACUCAAAGGCGUUGCAACUGUGUCCGAUCGGUACAGAGUACGCCUACAACCGCGCCGUCUACUCGAACAACCGCGCGGCCUGCUUGUUCCACUUGGGUCGACAAGAAGAGGCGGUUGAGGACUGCACGGUCGCGAUCGAGCUUUCGCCGACCUACGUCAAGGCAUUCUUGCGCCGCGCUCAAGCGUACGAGAAGCUCGACAAACUGGAAGAGGCGCUGAAAGACGUCAAGAGCGUGCUCGAGAUCGACCCGACUAUUGCGUCGGCGCGCGACUCGGAGAAGCGGCUGAGUGCCCUCGUGACGGAGCGCCAGGAAAAGAUGAAGGCCGAGAUGCUCGAGAAACUCAAGGGCUUUGGCAACACGAUUCUUGGCAAGUUUGGGCUCAGUACCGACAACUUUCAAAUGGUCCAAGACCCGGCCACGGGCUCGUACAACAUCAACUUUUCGCAAAACAAACAGCCGUAA